Thamnophis elegans (Western terrestrial garter snake) is the source of this 1123-nucleotide messenger RNA. RefSeq names its product interleukin 15 receptor subunit alpha (gene IL15RA). The coding region runs from base 1 to 822 and encodes 273 amino acids. Gene Ontology annotation, biological process: interleukin-15-mediated signaling pathway. The record is from RefSeq and is a predicted model, not a curated record. Gene Ontology annotation, molecular function: interleukin-15 receptor activity. NCBI's taxonomy places the organism in Eukaryota, Metazoa, Chordata, Lepidosauria, Squamata, Natricidae. The transcript is spliced from 6 exons. Gene Ontology annotation, cellular component: plasma membrane.
AUGGUUGUGAGUGUGAAAAAGAGUGGUAAAUGCGGCACCCCCUGGCAGGUGGCGCACGCCCGUGUCGCCCACGAGGACAGCAGCGGCAAGAAGCUGCGAUACGCCUGCCUGAAGAACUUCAAGAGGAAAGCUGGUACCUCCAGCCUCAUCUUUUGCGAGCAAGACCCAACCACCCUGGAGUAUAGAUGGAGUCAACCACUGCUGGUUUGCAUCGAAACUGCCCAGCCUACAGAGACGCCAAAGUGUACCAGCCCAGCGAGCGUCUCUGCACGUCUGUACGGAAGUCAGACCAACUCACCCGUAGUAGUGGAAGCGUCACGUUUCACCAACACUCCAUCUAGGACAGCCAAGCCAACUUCCGAUAGCCUUGGGUCGACAGGGACAGCUACCCCAGAGGGUGGACGGUUGACUCCGGGUACGGUUAUCGAAAGCGUAACCCCCUCCCCGAGAACGACGCCAUUUCUCCCAGACGAAAGUAGCGAGACGCAGUGGACUCCGUCUGCGCCCUCCGAGGGAAGCCCUGGGAAUUCCACAGAACUACCCGAUCCGAGCAUUUUGCAGAACAUUUCAGGUUCUGUCUACUUCAGAGCUGGGUUUCCCUUUUUAGCGGUAAUCCUAUGGGUAGGAUUCUUGUACUACUGCUAUUGCAGAAGAUCUCGUCGUCCACGGAGACAGCCCAGGGUCCCUUCCGUGGAAGUGAUCCCAAUGGAUCCCACGCGACCCGAAGAAGGAAGAGCAACACUGGACGGCGAUUCUCCAGAUCCAGGACCGGCUAACGAAGAAGACGCGAUGCUAACAGGAUUACCACCACCGGUGGAGUGAUCCUGCGGUGGGCGGACCCUCAAAAGGAUCGAAUAGCUCUGGAAAAAGAUCCUAAGCACAAUGUCCAGAGUCGAGGUGGACAUGGAUGUACCUGUCCACCUCCUGUUGCAAAGCCUUAAGAAGCGGGCCGUAAAUCUCUUUGGGGCGCCUACGGUUCUCCCCAAUUUACGGCGAGGAGAAUCCAACAGGUGCGCGAGAAGAAGCUGAGCGUGAGAAGGGAGGAAGAGAAGAACGGGGGAAAGGGAGUUGGAAAGAUGAAGAAGCGACACCUGAGAUCAACAGAGGCAUACGUGGAGAAGAG